UUCACAUUCCUCACGUCCCGUACACACACUCCGCCCAUUCAGGAGUCAUGGACCUUUGCUCUCUCGACGACUCUCCCAAAUAGCCUCGUCCACCAUGGCCGGAUCCUACGAAGACGCGCUGAGCAGCUCACGCAUGCUCUCGUCAUCUGUCUCCUCCAUGUCAUCGAGCCGGUAUCAAUCAUCACAGAUCGCAAAAGCGUACCGGCAAGCCGCCCAGCUAUUCCUGACGCGCCGACUCCCUGAAGCUCUCUCGACAAUUGAACCCAUAAUCACUCCGCCCGACCAGGACUCUUCCAACAGCUCGCCUAAUGGAGAUUCGCCGGCCUGUGCCCCGGUAGCAUCCGCGUCGCGGGGAACCAGGGUCAAGGUGUGGAGUUUCUACCUGACAUUCCUCAAUUCCGUGGUUGAAUUGGGUGCUGAAGAGGGGAAGCACGCAUUUGGGAGCACGAGGUGGAAGGCAUUGGUGUCCAAGUGCCGUGAUGGCAGCGUUUGGGAUGACGUUGUUCGGGACGGGUAUGCUGGUGUUGAGGGAGACGUGGAUGCGGAGGUAGUCAUUAACUUAGCUACCCUCCUUCUCACACACUCGCCCUCUCAGAGACUCAACCAACAACGCCUCGAAACUUACCUCUCCGCUUCGGCACGCCCAACCUUCGACGUCUCCUCGCACAUGCAAUCCCCAACGUACCUCCACCGCCGACCCAGUCAACACAACAACGGCACCAGCACCCCCCGAGACCUCAAUACACGUCUCAAACUCCUCGAACUCUACACCCUCCACGUCCUCCCCCGAAACGAAGAAUGGGACUACGCACGAGAAUUCAUCUCAAUGAGCGAGAUCCUGGACGACGAACGCAAAGAAGCCUUCCACCUCGCGCUCCACUCCCUCAAAGAAGAAAAGGAAGAGUCUGAAAUCCGCGAAGCCAAGCUCCGCCAACAACAACAGGAGCAAAUGGAACUCCGCCGCAAAGAAUCCGAAGCACGGCGUCUCGAGCAAUCCCGCGCCGAGGAUGAACGCAGGAAACGCGAAGAGGAGAACCGCCGCCAGCCCCGAGGCUCCGACGAAGUGUUCCGGAAACUCCCUAUGCAUCGACCCGCGGCAUCUACUUCGCCACGGGCCUCGAGACCCGCGAAUAAGAAGGCUGUGAGUCCACCGCCGGGCUUGUAUCAUCGCGCUUCGUCCCUGUUGACGUCGAUGCAGACGCUGAUAAGUAAUACGGCACAUUCGAUGACAGCGAACCCCAUGGCGGUUUUUCGGACCCUGUUGUUUUUGCUGGCCUUCGCUUUGGCUUUUGGGCGACAGGAUUUGAGGGAAAGGCUUCUGCGGGUGUUGAGGAAUGCGUGGGAGAAGAUUCGUAGGACGGUGGGGAUGGGCGUUAAGGUUUCUUAUAUUUGAGCCAUGUUGUAAUGCUGUAUGAUCGCUAUGAUUGGUCUGGUUUGGCCUUAGUGUAUUAUAUCUUUGAGAGCCAGCAUGUUAGGUUGGCUCGGUCGGUGGAAAUUGGUUGGUGGUAAUAUUAUUGAGUUCUAAGUGU
Molecule: messenger RNA, 1529 nt
Organism: Lindgomyces ingoldianus
Lineage: Eukaryota; Fungi; Ascomycota; Dothideomycetes; Pleosporales; Lindgomycetaceae
Exons: 2
Coding region: 95-1393 (432 amino acids)
Source: RefSeq, a predicted model, not a curated record